AUGGCCGGCAUGCUCGAUUCCGACCGCUCACGUUCACGACGAGAAAGGACGUUUGUUGGAGGGGAAUGCGCUGCUUGCGAAGAGCUACUCGAGCAUACAUUGAGGGGGGAGAGGGUUCUACAAUUUUCCUGUGGCCAUGUCGCUCACGAGGCUUGCUUCUACGAAUACAUCCGCGACUCGGAUUCGCAAUAUUGCCCAACAUGUGACGCUCCAUUGAGCCUGGAUUCCUUCCGCGGCGGCAGUAUUCUGGAUCUAACCAAGUUGAGUAAUAUGGUUCGAGCCGUCGCCUCUAAAGAUGUAUCUUCACCAAGGAGCUCGCAAAACACACCCAUGCCUUGGGAAGCCGGCAGCAGACAAGUUGUCCAGGAUGACGCCUACAGCUCACAGGGAAUGAGCGAGAGACUCAGCCGCGAGAACACCAACCGAGACAGUCGAGACAGCCAAAGGAUGCGCAUAGAACGCCUCGGCAUCGGCCAUGGACUUCACGGAUCACAGACUCAUUCACGCAAUGACAGCGGCAAUGCCUCCUCGAGCGACUAUGCCAAUGACCAUGCCGGCCAUCCACGAAAGCAUGAUUAUGAUCUCCACGCCAUGGAAACCACUGUUCCGGGAACUCAGACCAAAGACAUGAAGCAACCUAUCCCGGUCCCCAUUGUAACAGUUCGCAGUGAGUAUCCGACGUUGACUCGAUCACGCCAGCAGCAGACCGUCACUUGUCUCGUUACCAUUGAAGUCCCCGAAGGCAAAUUCCAUGGACAGUUGGAUGAAAUGCAGAAUACGCCCCCGGUUCCUCCCCUCCCCAGCGACUCUGGCGUCGGAAUUCCAGCGAUGCAUAGGCACCAAGACAUUCAGCAGGCACCUCUCGCGUACGAACCUUCAGAGAUCCUCGACGAAAUCACCGAAGAGCUUAGAAUGCGGGUGGACAACUGGCACGGGCUUGAAUUUCAGAGAUUUGGAAAGUUACGCUUGCAUAGUGUCAUCCGAGUUGGCAAAGACCGUCACUCAUGGCAAGAGCUUGAGUGUUAUCUAUUCGGGGAGAUGCUCAUUUGCGUGAAAGAGAAGAAGAACGCCCAGCCUCCGUUGAUAACGGAAUCUGGGCGCAAACUGACGAGGUGUACUUUGAAAGGCUCUAUUCUGAUCAAGAAACACUUGCGGCAAGUACAUGCAUCUCCAGACGAGUGCAUUUUGACUCUGAACCUGUCGGUCGCAGAGCUGCCAACUUUUCAUCUUUUGUUUCAGGACCGAGACAAGCUGGAAAUCUGGCAACGAGCCUUGCGAGACCUACACGCCACGGAACCCUCACCGCGUUUCAAUCCGGACUACGAACCAGAUACCUCGGGCACCGAUGAAGAAGAAUAUGGCCGUCAGAACCGAAAUGUCCGUCGUGUACCCUCCGUUGCAUCGUCCUACGGCGGCCCAAGGUCGGCCACUACAGCAGCCACUGAAUAUUCUAUGCCAAAGAAUGUUGUCGACAGGCGGGUUCCUCCAUCGCUCCACGUACCGAUCGACAUUGUUGUCGUCAUUCCAGUAUCGUCUUCUAUGCAAGGUCUGAAGAUCACAUUGUUGAGGGAUACGCUACGCUUCCUGGUCCACAAUUUGGGCGACCGGGACCGGAUGGGUCUCGUUACAUUUGGUUCAAGUGGUGGAGGAGUACCGGUUGUUGGAAUGACCACCAAGACUUGGAGUGGAUGGAACAAAGUCCUCAAUUCGAUCCGUCCCGUCGGACAGAAGAGUUUACGCGCGGACGUGGUUGACGGUGCCAACGUGGCAAUGGAUCUCUUGAUGCAACGCAAAGCAGCAAAUCCGAUCUCGACCAUCCUCUUGAUCAGCGAUUCCUCGACUUCAGAAAUGGAAGGCGUGGAUUUCGUUGUUCAGAGAGCCGAAGCUGCAAAGGUCGGUAUUUACUCUUUUGGUCUUGGACUUACCCAUAAGCCGGAGAGUAUGCUUGAACUGUCGAGCCGCACAAAAGCAUCGUAUCUUUAUGUGAAGGACUGGAUGAUGCUUCGUGAAUGUGCUGGCGGCGUACUGGGCGCGCUUCAAUCAAUAUCUCACCAGAACGUGAAGCUGAAGCUCAAGUUGCCAGAAGGAUCCCCUGCAAAAUUUGUUAAGAUCAACGGUGCUCUGCAGACGACCAAGAGAGCCACUGGCCGAGACGCUGAAGCGAGCUUGGGAGACUUGCAUUUUGGCGACAAACGAGAUGUACUGGUGCAGCUGGUGAUUGAUCCGGACACAUCGACCUCAGAGCCUGCUCCACAGGAUGCUUGGGAAUCUAUUGUGUCUGGUCUCGAAGCUCUGGGUGGCUCACUCGAUACGGACGACCAGAGGAUUCAAAGCGUUGAGGAAUUGCCAUUGAUCCAGGCCGAUCUGUCCUUUGGCGACCUCCACCGAGAAGGAUCCAUGGUACAAUUGCCCCGGCCAUCACUGCUAACUAUCACCAUGUUACCUUCGAAUCGACGUUCUCGCCAGAAUGGAAGGCCGCCAACGCCUCCCAUCCCUCCCCAUCCAUCCAUAGUUCAAAGGCGUAUGGAGUUGUUGACGUCCGACAUGCUGAGCCGCGCCCUCACUCUUGUCCAGCGUGGCCAGCAUGAGCGUGCGCAUCAUCUUCUAAAUGAAACUAGGACCAUUCUCAAAGGAUUGGGGAAAGGCGGUCUUCCUCCCCUACCCCCGGCUGCCACCCAUCCGGUCAACAAACGACACAGUCCGCAGUCAAAGGCAGGGAGCCCGAGAGCUGCAACACCGGACCACGGCCGUGACCACAGCCCCCAUUCAGACACUAGUACACCUAUUCCACGCUCUACCAAUGUUGACCACACGAUCAUGAAUGCUCUCGACGCCGAUAUCGAAGCUAGCCUCGAAUGGAUCAACCACCCCGCCGUCUUCUCACGCGACUCUCGCAAAGCAGUCCUCCAAGCGAUAGGGGUGAUAUCAUCUCAACGGGCUUAUACCUUCCGAACUGCAUCCGAAUCUUUAUGGGCAGAGCGGGUCACCGGAGUCAAGAGGCUCACGGAGCAGUCGAGAGAAUGGAGGGAGACAGGCGACGACGCUCUGACUGAAGAGUAA
Molecule: messenger RNA, 3060 nt
Organism: Cladophialophora psammophila CBS 110553
Lineage: Eukaryota; Fungi; Ascomycota; Eurotiomycetes; Chaetothyriales; Herpotrichiellaceae
Exons: 3
Coding region: 1-3060 (1019 amino acids)
Source: RefSeq, a predicted model, not a curated record